Messenger RNA from Vicia faba (fava bean), 726 nucleotides. Lineage: Eukaryota; Viridiplantae; Streptophyta; Magnoliopsida; Fabales; Fabaceae. The record is from the annotation of a GenBank genome assembly.
AUGUUGCAGUUUCAUGGUGGGGGGUGGGUUAGUGGUAGUAAUGAUUCGGUGGCGAACGAUUUGUUUUGUCGGCGGAUCGCCAAGCUUUGUGAUGUGAUUGUCGUUGCGGUUGGGUAUAGGUUGGCGCCGGAGAGUAGGUAUCUGGCUGCGUUUGAGGAUGGGUUGAAGGUGUUGAAUUGGUUGGCCAAGCAGGCGAAUUUGGCCGAGUGUAGUAAAUCUAUGGGGGUUGGUGGAGGAAGCCAUGGUGGUGGUGGUGGUGGGGAGUUUAACAAGGAUAAUCAUAGGCAUAUUGUUGAUUCUUUUGGUGCUUUAGUGGUGGAGCCUUGGCUGGCUAGUCAUGGAGAUCCAACAAGGUGCAAGCCAUACAUAGCUAUGAUUUGUCUUCAAUUUGGUUUUGCUGGUAUGAAUAUAAUAACAAAAGUAUCUCUCAACCGAGGAAUGAGUCACUAUGUUCUUGUUGUUUAUAGACAUGCUUUUGCUACAGCAGCUAUUGCUCCAUUCGCUAUAGUUCUUGAGAGGAAGAUAAGGCCAAGGAUUACGUUUCUUAUGUUCAUGCAAAUGUUUGUAUUGGGACUCCUCGGGCCUGUGAUUGAUCAGAAUCUAUACUAUGCUGGGUUGAAAUUCACAUCUCCAACAUACUCUUGUGCUAUUAGCAAUAUUCUCCCUGUAAUGACUUUUGUAAUGGCUGUUAUUUUCAGCAAAUAUGAAAAGGAGUCGCCAAUGUGA